Molecule: messenger RNA, 1446 nt
Organism: Hansenula anomala
Lineage: Eukaryota; Fungi; Ascomycota; Saccharomycetes; Phaffomycetales; Wickerhamomycetaceae
Exons: 2
Coding region: 1-1446 (481 amino acids)
Biological process (GO): transmembrane transport
Cellular component (GO): membrane
Molecular function (GO): transmembrane transporter activity
Source: RefSeq, a predicted model, not a curated record
AUGAUGGCUCAAGAGAAUGCACAAGUUCAAUUAGCAGAAAUUGGUUAUAAACAAGAGUUGAAAAGAACUUUCAAUACUAUUCAAGUAUUUGGUAUAGCAUUUUCUAUUAUGGGAUUAUUACCAAGUAUUGCAACAACAAUGUCAAUUGGUCUAACAUCAGGAUCUAUUGGAUUAGUUUGGGGUUGGUUUUUAGGUGGUGCCUUUAUUUUAACAAUUGGUAUUGGGAUGUCUGAAUUAAGUUCUUCAAUUCCGACUUCUGGAGGAUUAUAUUAUUGGACUCAUUAUUAUGGACCAAUAAAAUUUAAGAAUUUGUUAUCUUUUGUUAUUGGUUGUUCAAAUACUAUAGCAUUAGCUGGCUCAACUUGUUCUAUAACUUAUGGAUUUGCUCAUCAAGUACUUGCUGCAGCUUUCUUAGGCUCUAAUGGUUCUUUUGAAAUUACUGAUGGUGAAGUUUAUGGAGUUUUCGCUGCUGGUAUCUUUGGUGAAAUUUCAAGUUUUAAUAAUGCAACUUAUAUAUUUGGUCAUUUUGAAAAUCAUAGUGAUUGGAAUGAUGGUUGGACUUUUAUGCAAUUUGGGUUAUUACCUGCAAUUUGGUCAAUUGGAGCUUUUGAUUCAUGUUUACAUAUGUGUGAAGAAGUUAAAACACCAUCUAAAUCGGUUCCUAUUGGUAUAAUUGGUUCGAUAACAGUUUGUUGGAUCUUGGGUUUUUUAAUAAUGAUUGUUAUAUCUGCAUGUAUGACACAGGAUGUUGAAAGUUUAAUAAAUACAGAUUUAGGACAACCUUUAGCUCAAGUGUUUUAUGAUUCUAUGGGUGCUAAAUGGGCCAUUGCAUUUAUGUCAUUAUGUGCAUUUUGUCAAUUUUUAAUGGGGGCAAGCAUUUUAACUGCAAUUUCAAGACAAGUUUGGGCAUUUGCUCGUGAUGAUGGAUUACCUUUUUCUUCAAUUGUUAAAGUGGUUAAUAAAAAAUUGGCUGUCCCAUUAAGAGCUAUAGUUUUCAGUGCAAUUAUUUCAUUAUUAUUAGGAUUAUUAAUAUUGGCUGGAUCAAUAGCUGCUAAUGCACUUUUUUCAAUAGCAAUAGUUGGUAAUUAUGCUGCUUGGGCAAUGCCUCAAAUCUUAAGGUUUACAUCAGGUAGAGAAUUGUUUAAACCUGGAUAUUUUUAUUUGGGGAAGAUAUUUUCACCUUUAAUUAACUUUAUAUCUAUCAUAUUCCAAGGAUUUAUGAUGAUUUUAGCAUGUUUCCCCGAUAAUAAGAAAGUUAAAGAUGCUAAAUCAAUGAACUAUGCAGUUGUGGUGAAUUGUGGUGUUUGGAUCUUGUCUAUAGUUUAUUAUUAUGCAUACAAGAAACGGGUUUAUUGUGGUCCUAAAUCAAACUUGGGUGAAGAUCAACUAAUAGAAGCAGCUAUGUUAACGAAAGAAGAGAUUGAGAUGGUUGAUCAUAAGAAGUAA